Ostertagia ostertagi is the source of this 534-nucleotide messenger RNA. The record is from the annotation of a GenBank genome assembly. NCBI's taxonomy places the organism in Eukaryota, Metazoa, Nematoda, Chromadorea, Rhabditida, Trichostrongylidae.
UCUGACGGAAAAAAGUCAAAAAAGAAGAAGAAAUCAGAGAAGAAGAAGUCAAAGAAGGCUAGGAAAUUAGAGGAAAAGAAGUCAGAGAAGGACAAAUCGACUAUUGACUUGAAAAAGGAAGCAAAAAAGCCAAAGAAGCGCCAGGUAGAAAGUGACUCGUCUUCAGAUGAAGGGGUGGUAGAUGCAACACCAGUUAAGAAGUCCAAGAAGGGGGGCAGUCGUUUGAGAAAUGCCGACGGAGAAGAGAUGUUCGAAUUGGGAUGGAUGCGAUAUGUGACGGCUAGAAAUUACAGAGGAAAGAUGCUCGUUGAUAUUCGUGAAUUCUAUUCAGAUAGAGAUUCAGGUGUGCUGCGUCCAUCCAAGAAAGGCAUUAGUCUCACUAAGCAGCAGUACGAGAAUUCAAAGCUUUGUUCUGUUCAGGAACGAAAUCGUGCCGUGGACAGCCCCUUGGGCCACCUGGACCCAUCCCGAAUAACUCACAUGGUCGUUGAUCAAGUUGGUCUUGGUGGUCCGGCUGUUCAUCCCGACAAUGAA